AUGGGGUGCUGCCCCGGGGACUGCUUCGGCUGCUGCCCUCAAGAGGAAAAUUGCUGUGAAAUGUGCUGCUGUCAGCCCUCCUGCUGCGGCUGCUGCGGGUCCUGCUGCGGAUCUUGCUGUGGUUGCGGAGGUUCAGGCUGCGGAGGCUCGGGCUGCGGAGGCUCGGGCUGCGGAGGCGGAGGCAGCUGUUGCGGGUCUUCCUGCUGCGGCGGAUCUGGCUGCGGGGGAGGUGGCUGCGGGGGCGGUUGCUGCGGGAGCUGCUGCGGAUCCGGUUGCUGCGGCUCCACUGGGUGCUGCGGCCCUGUUUGCUGCCAGCCCACCCCUGUCUGCGACACGAAAUGAGGACCUCUCCCUCCCGCCUCGCGAGGGGGUCUCGGGGAAAGCCGCCAUCUACUCCAGGUGGAGACCCGGGGUCUCCAGGACCUUUCAAGGCUGUGUCCUGUCUCCCGUUUUAUUUGUAGAGGAGGCUUGUUCUCCUAUGCCCGCCCUAGCGU
Phyllostomus hastatus (greater spear-nosed bat) is the source of this 494-nucleotide messenger RNA. Its product is annotated as keratin-associated protein 17-1. Lineage: Eukaryota; Metazoa; Chordata; Mammalia; Chiroptera; Phyllostomidae. The record is from RefSeq and is a predicted model, not a curated record. The transcript has a single exon. The coding region runs from base 1 to 342 and encodes 113 amino acids.